Oncorhynchus kisutch (coho salmon) is the source of this 6971-nucleotide messenger RNA. RefSeq names its product GRIP and coiled-coil domain-containing protein 2. Gene Ontology annotation, cellular component: Golgi apparatus. Lineage: Eukaryota; Metazoa; Chordata; Actinopteri; Salmoniformes; Salmonidae. The record is from RefSeq and is a predicted model, not a curated record. Gene Ontology annotation, biological process: late endosome to Golgi transport. The transcript is spliced from 24 exons. Bases 201 to 4973 code for a protein of 1590 amino acids.
ACGUUCGUUGUGACGUAUGUACGUACGUUGGUUGAAGCGGAAAUGACCUGAAGCUAAGCAUUAGACAGCACCAAAAUAUUGAAAUCCUUUCGUUUUCAAAUCGUACAGUAACCGUGCAAUAUAAGAACACAUAUCAGAUAUUCAGUUACACAGAUUACCGAUUUCGUUAACGAUUGGGUACUUAAAUUGCGUCGAUCAAGAUGGAGCAGGACACCAGCCCAGAGUCUGUGACCUCACCUCCUCCAGGUGCUGCCGCUAAGUCAAAGUUGGACACGUUGUCCAAAGAUGACCUCAUCAAGUUUGCCAAGAAGCAGAUGGCUGCCAUACAGAAGAUGAAGUCCAAAUGUGCAGUUUUGGAAAAGGAGGUUGAUACUCUCAAGUCUCAGCCAAAAGGCAAUUCAGGUGACUCCAUCAUACAGGAACUGACUGAGAGGAUGAGUGCCUUGUUGCUGGAAAAGGCUGAGACCCAGCAGAGUGCGGUGUUGCUGCGGAAGGAGAAUGAGAAGGUCAAGCACCGGGAACAGGAUGCAGUAGGGAAACUGGCCACCCUGCUGGGAGAGUUGGACCAGGCCAAGGAAGACCACCAGAAGAAAAUUGCAGCCUUGGAGAAGAGCUUAGACUCAUCCCAAGCCAAACACAAAGAAGAAGUUGAAUUCUUCCAGAGGCUUCUGAGGAAGAAAGAAGAGAAUGACAGAGAGAAAGAGAGUGAAAGAGAGAAAGAAAAGCAGAGCGAAAGGGAACACACAAACCAGAGUGUAGAAGCCGUUAGCUGCAGCCUGGAGUCACAGAUCCUGAGUCUGCAGACAGAGCUAGCUGCAGCCUUGGAGCGAAGCGCCCAGGUGGCUUCAACGUUGCAAGAAGACCACCAGAGGGCGCUGACAGAGGCCCAGCAGGAAGUAGAGAACCUGAGAGAGGAGUUGGCUCAGCAUAGUGUGCAACAUGAAGAGGAGCUGAGAGCUCUGGAAGAGGACUUUGAGAUGGAGAAAGAGAGACUGCUACUCCUCCAAGAGGAGCUCAGUGAGCAGCUGGCUCUCAAAGACAGCUUCCUGCAGGAUGUGCAGGAAGAUGAGGAGGAGCCUAGCGGCCGCAGCUCAGGAAUGGCCAGGAUGUUGGAGCUGUCUGGUUUAAGUCUGAUUGAUGCCAGUGAUGGAGAGACACAGAGCAGACAGCUACGAUCUGCCCUGGAGGACCAGCAAUCCCAGAAUACCAUGCUGCAAGAAGAGCUGACUUUCCUGGGGAAUGUGAAGACUGAACUGGAGGCGGAGCUUGAGAGGGUGAGGGAGGAGUUUCAUACAGAGAACGAGGAACUACAGUUUAAAAUCGAAGAGUUGCUGAUGACCCGGGAGGUUGCGACCCCUAACCGUGAUCUUCUGAGCCUGGAAACCCCUAACCGUGACCUUCAGGAGGCUCAAGCUUUCACUCAGCUCCAGCAGAGCGGCCCACAGAGAGAUUCAGUAGACGGCCUACCUGCCAGUCCUGCUAGCCCCUCCAGCCCCAGACAGAGCCUGUCCUGCCCUGUCCCUGGUGCAACCCACCAGAGCCUGACCCUGCAAGAACAGCAGGGUCAGGCUCAGGAGCUGAGGUCCCAGUGUGAGUCCCUAGACAGGAGCCAGGCGGUGGCUGAGUACGAACACACCAGAGACAUCCUGAGAGGCCUGGAGACUGAGCAAGGUCAGAGGACCGGGGACGUCACCAGACAGUAUGAAGCUAUGAAGGAACAGGCGGCUUCUGCAGUCCAGGAGCUACAGGAGAGCAUCAGAAGGCUUACUGAGGAGCGAGAUGGUCUGGUGGAGAGGGUGAAAGGGUUAAAUGAAGAUAGAGACAGCCUGUUGGAAAAGGUCCAGGGCCUGGAGAAGAGGCUGGAGAGCUUCCUAAAGCAGACACAGGCAGCCGAGAGGCUGAAGGAGCAGCUGCAGACGUCUAUGGAGGAGAAGACUGCGUUAGCCCUCAAGCUAAAGAACUCAGUAGAGGCGCAGACAGUGUUAGCCUCUGAGCUAAAGGCAUCUCUUGAGGUGCAGACAGUGUUAGCUGUAGAGCUAAGGGCUUCAGUGGAGGAUCUGAGCAAGCAGAACGGGGAGAUCCUCUCUCAGCUACAGAUGAGGGAGAGUGCUGUUCAGGAGUUAGAGGAAACAGUCAAUGUGGUGAGCACAGAGAGAGACAGAACACUGUCAGCACUGCAGGACAGAGAGAUGGAGGUGAUGAGGCUGUGGGAGGAAAGAGCGAGGGAGGUGGAGGAGAGUCAAGGCCAGAGAGAGGAGGUGGCAGAGCUACAGGCUCGUAUAGAGGAGUUAGAGAAGGAGAGGAGCCUGCUGAAGAGUAAUCUAGAGUUGGUGCAGAGGGAGAGUUGUAAGAAUGUGCAGGGGAGCCCAGGGGAGGAGGUGGAGGAGCUGCAGGCUCGUAUAGAGGAGCUGGAGAAGGAGAGGAGCCUGCUGAAGAGUAAUCUGGGAGAGGUGGUGGGAGAUACUGAAGCUCUACAGAAAGACCUAAGGGAGAUGAAACUGGCCAAUGAGAAGAUGAGAACAGAGAACCAAGAACUACUGACACAGGUCAGCCAGGCUACAGAGACACUGGCAGACAGAGAGAGGGAGGAAAAGGAGGGAAGAGAGGAGGAGGAAGAACAGGCGGAGAAGGAGAGGAGAGAGCUACAACAGCAGCUAACAGAGAAGGACACAGUGAUAUCUCAGCUGAGAAGUGAGAUGGCUGGCUUACUGUCUUCAGCCCCGUCUCCUGUCUCAGAGGAGAACACAGCCAAUGAGUUCACUGAGAAAAUCGCCCUGCUGGAGAAGGAACGCAAAGAGAAGGAUGAGAGGAUGAAUAAGAUCAAGGCGGUGGCUGUGAAAGCCAGGAAGGAGCUGGACACCAGCAGGAAAGAGGCUGUGUCGCUGAAGGAGGAAGUAGAGGUGUUGAAGGCUGAGAGAGAGAGAGUGACCAGCUCAAUGAAAGACAUCAUCCAUGGAGCAGAGGGAUACAAGAACUUGCAGCUGGACUACGACAGGCAGACAGAGCAGCUGGAUAAGGAGAGAGAGACGGUGGAGGGAGCUGAGAAACAGAUCUCCGAGCUGACCAAACGUCUAAACAACGCAGUACAACAGCAUGAACAGCUGUGGUCGGAGAGAGAGGACCUGAUGACCGAAUUGGAGACUCUAAGGAAUACGGUGAGACAGAUGGAAGGACAGACAGCAGAACUACACAGACAGACAGACACCCUGAACAGAGACCUGCAGGCUGAGGAACUACUGAAGGAACAGAAGACAAAGGAGCUGUCGUCAUUGCAGAAGGACAUGGAGGAGUUGACAGUUCAGCUCCGCAGACAGAAGCAGCAGUCUCAGCAGACAACACAGGAGCUGGAGCAGCUACGCAAGGAGGCCCAGCAGAGCUCGUUGUUGGACAUGGAGAUGGCAGACUAUGAACGCCUGGUCAAAGAACUCAACACCAAACUGUCAGAGAAGGACGUGUGUGUGGAGGAGCUGAAAACACAGAUACACACACACACACAGAAAGAAGACACACUCAACCAGGAGAUCGAGGUUCUGAAGUCCCAGCUGGACCAAGGGGAGGAUAAGAGCUCCAAGAUGAAACAGCUGCUGGUGAAAACCAAGAAAGACCUGGCUGAUGCCAAGAGACAGGAAGCCAUUCAGAUGAUGACGCUGGCCUCUCUGAAGGGAGAGCUGGAGGCACAUCAACAGCAACUAGAGAACAACAAGAUCCAGUGCUGUGACCUGACUGCGGAGCGCCACAGACUGCAGGAGCAGCUGAGGACUCUGACUGAACAACAGCAGAGAACAAGCAGCUCCCUACAACAGAGACUGACCACACUACAGCAGGAGGCUAACACUGCCAAGGCUGAGCUGUCAUCUGUCACUGCUGAGUUUGACAGCUAUAAGGUCAGAGUUCACAACGUCCUCAAACAACAGAAGAACAAAACCUCAGCACAGAGCGAUGGAGACGCCACUAAACAGGAGAGAGAGCAGAUGGAGUCCUUGGUGGACCAGUAUAAAGCCAAGCUGCAGGACAGUCAGCAGAGUCUGGCGGUGAGCACUGCAGAACUACAACAGCUCCAGAUGGAACAUGACACACUGCUGGAACGACACAACAAGAUACUGCAGGAGACCGUUGCUAAAGAGGCCGAGCUCAGAGAGAGAUUCAUGUCUCUCCAGGCUGAGAUUAUGUCACUGCGAACAGAGCAUGCUCAGACGGUGGGUCAGCUGACCUCGCAGGCCGUGGCCCAGCGCUCAGGGUUCAGGGAGCAGAUCCGCCACCUUCAGGAUGAACACAGAACUACAGUAGAGACCCUGCAGAACCAGAUGACCCGGCUGGAGAACCAACUGUUUACACUGCAGAAACAGACCAGUCCAGCUCCAGUCCAGACCAGUCGUAAGUCAGCGGUGGACCGCCGGCCCGUGGACCAGGGGGGAACGGGGGGGCUGGGCCUCGGUGAUCUCCAGUCCAUGGCUAGAGAGGAGGGGGAGGGCAUGGAGACUUCAGAGACAGAGUCCCUGUCAUCCACAUACCUACCCUCACUGGAGCAACUACUCACCUCCCCAGACCCCAAACAGGAGCCGUUUGUGUGGCAGGUGGAGCCGACUAAAGAGGAGUUGAAUCAGAAGUUGACCACAGCUACACGCAGUAUGGAACACAUGAACAGUCUACUGCAUGAGACCGAAGCUACUAACGCUGUUCUGAAUGAACAGGUCAAUCUGUUGAAGUCUGAAGUGCGUCGUCUGGAGCGUAACCAUGAGCGAGAGAAGAGUGUAGCCAACCUGGAGUAUCUGAAGAAUGUCCUUUUACAGUUCAUCUUCCUGCAGUCAGGCAGCGAGAGACAGGCUCUACUCCCUGUCAUACACACCAUGUUACAACUCAGCCCUGAGGAGAAGAAUAAACUGGCUGCUAUCGCAAUGGGUGAGGAGGAGGUGGGAGGAGCUAGAGGCUCAGGAUGGACCUCCUACCUACACAGUUGGUCAGGCAUCAGAUGAACACACACACAUCAACCAAUCCUCUUUCUACCUGCCUUCACUUUCAUCUGGUCCAUAUGUCUGAUCAACUGAGUAAUUAAAAAGUCUUAAUAUAUUUAUGAUCAUCCAUCUACUUGAAAAAAAGCCAGUAGUCAGCAAUGCCAGUACUCUUUAAAAAAAUAAAAAAAUAAAAAUAUAUAUAUUUUUUUUAGCUAAUGGUACAUUACUGAACCAUUUAUGGUGGGUUAAUUCACCAAUACCUCAGUCAUUACUGGGAUUAUUUUUAUGAGAUAGAUUUUGUUGCUUGUAACAAUCAAUUCCAAGCAACACUUAUGUUUUACAAUAAUUCAUGAAGUGAACUAUGACUGUUGUUUCAGAUUUGACCAUCUGUUUUCAUUGCUCACUCAUCAUAGGUCUGAUACAGGGCAGCAGGUAGCCUAGCAGUUAAAAGGCGCUGUAUGGUCAAUCCGACAUCUACAUUUGCCUUGCAGCAUUUAUGGUGAUAUGGCCUCUGCAGAAGUCAGGUAUUCAUACUCCUUGCGCUUCGCAGAACUGUUGUGAAGGAAGUUGUCAAUGAAGUGAGUUUGUGUUUAUACAGGACCUACCGUCAACCAAUUAUGUCAAUGCGGAGCUAUACUGAGCCCUCCACAUUGUUAAUACAUUUGGAAGGCGCACGGAAAUGUGGUACGGUGCUCAGUUUGGCCUUUUCAUGCCCCCGGAGGCUCCGCAAUUGCGUCACACCCUACAUACGGAGCCUUUGGAUCAACCACAAAUUUGCUUUAAGAGUGUUGUGCCAGUAACCAAAAGGUCGGUGGUUCGAAUCCCCGAGCCGACUAGGUGAAAAAAUAUGUUGAUGUGCCCUUGAGCAAGGCACUUAAUUCGAAUUGCUCCUGUAAGUCGCUCUGGAAAUGAGUGUCUGCUAAAUGAUAAAAACAUAUGUGAUGAAUUGACAAUAUUCACAUGUUCAAAUUCACACCUAUUUAAUUUAUUUUGAUGUAUCAAUAUUACAUACCAAAGGAUGCUCUGGUAAUAUAUAGGUACAUAAUCUGUAAUUGGGAACAACUUAAUAUUGAGUUGCACCAUUUUUGCCCUUAGAACAGCCUCAAUUCACACAUACACAAUCCAUGUCUCAAGGCUUAAACAUCCUUCUUUAACAUGUCUCCUCCCCUUCAUCUACAGUGAUUGAAGUGGAUUUAACAAGUGACAUCAAUAUGAGAUCAUAGCUUUCACCUGGUCAGUCUGUCAUGGAAAGAGCAGGUUUUCCCAAUAUUUUGUACUCUGUGUAUAUAGUAAUUACUAUGUAUUUACUGUGUAAUUACCAUGUUUUUACAAUGUGGGGCUGCGUCUUUUCCAACUUAACCAAACAUGCAGAAAUGGUUCUGGAUAUCAGUGGUUGGGUUAAAUACCAGUCUCUGCUUUGCUCUGUAGUCAUAUGGGAGUGCUUUAUAUCUGAAAUUGCAUCCUAUUUCCCAUAUAUUGGGAAUAAGGGGGCAAACAUGAACUGGCACAUCUCUUACCCAGGGUGACAUGCUAAUAUCAUUGUUCUGUAUCAUUCCUAAGGCAGCUGCUUCUGCUUCUUAUUAAUGAACGAGGGAGGAUUGGGGGGACCAGUAAUACAUGGGAAUAACUGAAUGUACUUUUAAUUAAUCAUUAGGGAAAGUAUUGUGUUAAUGAUGAACAUUUUAUUUUAAGAGAUUUAUUAGGCUAUAGCCUAAGAUUAAACAUGGUUACUGAUUUUUGUAGUACACUGGUGAGGGUUUCCAGUCCUCACAGUUUGGUUGAAGUUGAUGUCUUGUAGUAUUCUGGGUAAGAAGUGUUUUACAAAAGGACAAAUAAGUCCAAAUAUAAGCUUACGUUUUAGACCUACCAUUUUAUGAAGAGGAGACCUGCAAUAAGGAGCCUAACCAUAAUCCUUAUUAUUUAACUGUGAAUACACACGUCAAUUGAAAUAAAUAUUUACUGUGUUAAAGAUUUUAGUUGAUUAAAUAAAGUGAUCUGGAGUGAAAAUGUCCAUUAUAA